AUGUUUCCCUUCCUCCCUUGGUCUUGCAAGACCAACAUGCGCUCUUCUCCCAGCGCGCCUACCGCCAGCAUCGAAAACAGCUUCGGCUCUAGCUUCUCCAUGCCCUCUCCUCCUACUUCCAUAGCUACUAUGGCUACCACCACUACAACUGCCACUGCCUCUUCCACUCUUGUCGACCUCUCUCCCAGAAAAUCCUCCUACACUCCCUACGGCCAGUCCAGCUCUUCUUGCGCCUUCCCCUCUUGGCCAAACCGCCCUUCUCUGGUCUGCAGCGACCCAGACCAAUCUACCUCUUCCUCAGCUAUGAACAACACCACCCCCUCCACUCCCAGCGCCUACAUCUCCGACGAAGAACUCCUCGACACACCGCUUUCCUCGCCAUCCGAGGAACUAGGCGACGACAAGCAGAGCUUAGACCCCACCCUUAUGAGCAUGAGCUACACCACCGAGCAGCGUAUCAGGCAUAUGCGCGAAAUGGCCGAGGAGGAGGAGGGGCGCGCCCAAUUCCUCGCUCAGGUUCAGGCCCACGCCCGCGCUCAGCAGGCCAUGCGGCUGCAGAAGCCUCAGUCACAGCUACCGGUGACCACGACAACGACGACGAAUCAAAUGGCCACGGGGCCGGCUAUGGCUACGAUAGCGGCACGUCGGAAGCGCAGGACGGUUGUGCCCGUUGUCGGGAAGAAACGGCGGGCGACGUCUUCGUCAUCGAACAAGUGUUAUCCGCGAGUUUGA
Molecule: messenger RNA, 732 nt
Organism: Aspergillus chevalieri
Lineage: Eukaryota; Fungi; Ascomycota; Eurotiomycetes; Eurotiales; Aspergillaceae
Exons: 1
Coding region: 1-732 (243 amino acids)
Source: RefSeq, a predicted model, not a curated record